GGUGGACGCUCCUCUGGCAUCAGUGGCAGACCAAUUAAUUGUAAUAAUGGAUGGUGGAAGAACCACUCUGAAUCCAUCAUUGGAUCGCCCACACAAUACUCGUUGACUGCGGUGGACCUGCACAUUAGCAAGUGACGUACCCCUCCAUUGCUGAUCAGGAAACGCAUCUAGAUUUCCUACCCGCCCACGGACCUCCCACCCAUCAGACGAGUCCCACGCGACCCCGCGGCUGGAACGAACAACGAAGCAGGUACGUGAGCGGGUAGAAAUGUAAAUACGUCAGCGACAGUUCUGAUCUCAGCCGUUCGAUGAAUGCGAACCUCCGCGUCGACGGGGGUGCAGAUAUCGUCUUCCCUCUUCUUCGUUGCAACUACGCAGUGCAAGGAAGACCCUCCCGUUGGGAUCCUCUCCAAGCAGUCAACGGAUCUUUUUACGAUGCCGCAACUAUUCACGGUCGAGAUGUGGUUAACAGAGCCUGUCGUACAUGUAGAAUCGGAGAGGAUCCACGCCCCAUCAAGCUCUCGUCCGGGGUGCGGAUUUUUCGCACUUGCGACCAAAAUCUUCCCGAGGAUCCUUUUUUUCUUUCCCUUCGCCUGCGUCCUCGGCGCCCCAUCCGAAGCGGGCGAUUAAAGAUCUCGAUUCGGUAGAGUCUCCGGUUACCAAAACGCCACCGACUUUGAUCGCUAUCUCAACCACAUCGUCUUCGUGUUAUCUUCUUAUCUCAUCUUCCUGCAUCUCUGUCUGACAAUAAGUUGGCAUCCAUUUGCUGAGUUCGUGCUCUGCAACCCGAAGAGAAGAUUGGUUCUUGAUUACUUUUCCUUUUUCUUGUAGUGCAGGAUAAUGUGGAAGAUCGACAGCCUUGCAUAGGGUUUAUGGGUUCUGUUCUUUGCUGUUUGGGCGUGGAUGAUUCGGAAGCGGAAGAGCAUCACCGGGGGCCUGUUUGCGAUCUCAGAUGCUUGAUUCUGCGCAGCCUGAAUGUUUAUGAUCUUAAUCCUCGUCGAGAACGACGCAUUCAACCUUCAUCUGAUCAGGAGUCAACUCCCGCAUCUCCUGCUUCACCGGAAGACGAUUCUGCAGCGGGUGCACAUUGUUCUCCCGAUGAUCCUACAUGCUGCGCGUCCAACAAGGCUUCAGGGCACCUCCAUGGCAGGCGAGCCUCAUCCGAACUGAACUGUGAUGGAAUAUUCAAUCACUCAGCACCGGCACACAUUUACGCUAUCUCCGAAGACGAAGAUGUUUGUCCAAUUUGUCUUGAAGAGUACAGAGAUGAAAAUUCUCGGACUACGCUGCAAUGCACUCAUCAUUUCCACAUGAGUUGUAUGUAUGAGUGGAUGGAAAGAAGUGAAACAUGCCCAGUCUGUGGCAGGGUGAGUUCCUUUCUUAUGUUGGUUUCUUUCUUCCAUCAAAACAUCAGCUUCCAACUUCUGUUGCCUUACAGAUGAUGCUUUUUGUUGAGGACACAUGAGCUUGCUGUUCAAAGAAGUCGGCUGGCUACUAUUCACAGGGAGAACAGGAAGUUACAUGGGAAGUACAUCACCAUCCUCAUCAUCACAAUUGUCUUUGUUAUCAUCUUUCAGAGAACAUAGUUAUCUAUGUCAGAUAUGAAGCUU
Musa acuminata subsp. malaccensis (wild Malaysian banana) is the source of this 1610-nucleotide messenger RNA. The record is from RefSeq and is a predicted model, not a curated record. Lineage: Eukaryota; Viridiplantae; Streptophyta; Magnoliopsida; Zingiberales; Musaceae.